Molecule: messenger RNA, 768 nt
Organism: Pistacia vera
Lineage: Eukaryota; Viridiplantae; Streptophyta; Magnoliopsida; Sapindales; Anacardiaceae
Product: UDP-glycosyltransferase 83A1-like
Exons: 3
Coding region: 1-768 (255 amino acids)
Source: RefSeq, a predicted model, not a curated record
AUGAGCAAGCAACCGCAUGUAUUAGUUAUUCCAUAUCCAGCACAAGGCCAUGUUGCACCUCUUCUGAAAUUGGCCACAAAGAUUGCUGAACAUGGAAUCAAGGUCACCUUCGUUAACACAGAGUUUAUUGAGGCGAAAGUCAUGGCUUCGAUACCAGAGAAAGCUGAGGGAUGGAGCCUGAUAAAGUUUGUUUCAAUUUCAGAUGGAAUUGAACGAGAUGACGAUCGGAAAGACUUUGAUAAGACUAGAAAUACCAUGUUAAGAGUAAUGCCAGGUAACUUGAAGGACUUGAUUGAGAAAAUUAACCAAUCAAGUGACUGUGAGCAGAUCACAUGUGUCAUUGCUGAUAUAUCAGUUCGAUGGGCACUGGAAGUUGCCCAAAACUUGGGAGUUUCAAGAGCUGCAUUUAUACCUUAUGGACCAGAAAAUUUAGCCUUGUCAUUUCAUGUUACAAAGAUGAUUGAGGAUGGAAUUUUGGAUUCUAAUGGAAAGCGGUGUAAUGAUAAUUGCUAUCAGUUGUCUAACAAAGCUUCUUGUUUUAGCACAAAGAUAGAUUGUGUUGAGUUGUGGCACAAGAAGCUUGGGCAACUGAACUUCAAAGACCUUGUGAAACUUUCCAGGAAGGAGGUUGUGAAAGGUCUGCCCAAACUUGAUUUCCUUAAAGGUAAAGUUGAACAAAACUGUCUUGUGAAGAAAGUUUUGAGAAUUAGAAGUAACCAUGGGAAGGAGUUUGAGAAUUCACACUUUGAUAAUUUUUGUGAUAUGUAG